AUGAAGGCCCAACAUCCAAAUGUUACCCGGCUGAUUGGCUACUGUUAUAAUGUAAAAAAUGAACGCGUUAAGCUCAAUGAUAAGUAUGUUUUUGCCCAUUCGGAUGAAAAAGUUCUGUGCUUCGAAUACUUGAAGGGUGGAAGCCUUGACAAGCACAUUUCAGAUGAAUCGUGCGGACUCAAUUGGCACACCCGCUUCAAAAUUAUUAAGGGCAUUUGUGAGGGCUUAAAUUAUCUUCACAAUGGAUCCAAAUAUCCUAUUUACCAUCUUGACUUGAAACCCGAGAAUAUAAUGUUGGACGAGAAUAUGGUCCCCAAAAUUGGAGAUUUCGGUUUGUCGAGACUCUUCCCUUCAGCACGAACCUAUGUCACAAUCAAAGUCAUAGGAACAAUUGGAUACAUGCCACCAGAAUUCAUCGAGAGACGCGAAAUCACAUCAAAGUUUGAUAUAUUCAGUUUGGGUGUUACAAUCACGAGGAUAGUGGCUGGAUAUGACGGCUACUCCAAAUAUGCAUGCAUGUCUCUAGAAGAAUUUAUUAAGCAUGUACAUGAAAACUGGGAAAAACGGUUACAAGACACAAUGUCGUCGUACACACCAGAGCAAGUUACAACAUGCAUCAAAAUAGCAUUAAGCUGCAUGGAAAACAAGCGUGAGAAAAGGCCUAAUAUUGCCGAAAUUGUUGAUAAACUGAACAUGGUUGAUACAACAGAAAGUUUAUCUAGAAGCCAGAUCGCCAAGAAACGAAGCUGGAACUCAGAGCGGCCCAGCUUCUUCGCCGUCGGCGUGUGGGACGUCUUGUCGCCGCCGGCCGGCCCUUUCUCCUGCUUGUCCCCGCUCGGAGCCGGUGCCACGCUAUCGGAGUGGGCCAAGAUGCUGGGAAGCCACGUGUACAGCAAAUACUUCGGCUCGCGCAUGGCGCGGGACCGGUGGUGGCGGUCGCUGCUGGUGCUCUGGAUCAUCGGCUCCACGCUCGCCUCCUUCCAGCCCUUCCACUACAUCAACUCCAACUCCGUCGAGAAGCGCCGGGACUCGCUCGGCAGCAUGUGCGACGAGCGCGCCCGCAUGCUCCAGGAUCAGUUCAACGUCAGCAUGAACCACCUCCAGGCCCUCGCCAUCCUCGUCAACACCUUCCACCACUCCCAGAACCCAUCCGCCAUGAACCAGGCGACGUUCGCGAGGUACGCGGAGAGAACGGCGUUCGAGCGGCCGCUGAUGAGCGGGGUCGCGUACGCGGUCCGGGUCACGCACGCCGAGCGGGACCAGUUCGAGCGGCAGCAGGGGUGGAGCAUCAAGAAGAUGUACUCGUCUCCGAAUUCGCAGGGGCCCGGUGACGCUGCCGUCGCGAUGGUCCGCGAGCCGGACGAGGAGUACGCCCCCGUCAUCUUCGCGCAGGACGCCUACAAGAACGUCAUCUCAUUUGACAUGCUCUCCGGUGCUGACGAUCGCGAAAACAUCAUACGAGCUAGAGAAUCUGGGAGGGGUGUUCUGACUGCUCCUUUCCUAAUGAAUGGCCGCAUCCGUGUGAUCUUGACAUAUUCUGUGUACAAGUCCGAGCCCCUCGGAAAUGCGAGGCCGCAGGAGCGCAUCCAAGCUGCCAUAGGCUAUCUAGGUGCCAUAUUUGAUAUGGAAGCACUUGUUGACAAGUUGCUUCAUCAGCUUGCGGGGAAGCAAUCCAUCAUGGUGAACGUGUAUGAUACUACUUAUGAGUACCCAAUCAGUAUGUACGGUUCGAAUGAUACAGGCAGUGGCAUGUGCCAUAACAGCACGCUCGACUUUGGCGAUCCAUCUAGAAGGCAUGUGAUGCAUUGCAGGUGGCAAUGGAAAGAUGGAUCAAAGUUGGACGUAUAA
Messenger RNA from Triticum turgidum subsp. durum (durum wheat), 1848 nucleotides. The record is from the annotation of a GenBank genome assembly. NCBI's taxonomy places the organism in Eukaryota, Viridiplantae, Streptophyta, Magnoliopsida, Poales, Poaceae.